This is a messenger RNA of Hyposmocoma kahamanoa, 509 nucleotides long. RefSeq lists its product as uncharacterized. Lineage: Eukaryota; Metazoa; Arthropoda; Insecta; Lepidoptera; Cosmopterigidae. The transcript has 3 exons. Bases 92 to 421 code for a protein of 109 amino acids. The record is from RefSeq and is a predicted model, not a curated record.
CGUGGCAAUGUUCCGAUAGGAAUGUACAUUUUCGUUUUUGUUUCAUUUUUCAAUGUAAUUUAUUAAAGUAUUUUUUUAAAAUGACGUGGCGAUGACUAAACAUAGUUUUGUUUGUAUUUCUAUUUAUUUAUUAGGAGUCAUCAAUGACUGUCUUGCGCACAUCGAUAGCGAAAAGCUUCAAGAGGAGUGCAAAAUCGCUGACAUCUGCCGACACGACCAGGUUCCGAUCUGCGGUAUCGACUCCUGUGGUGAAAUGCGGACCUUCAUUGACAAUUGUGAUAUGCAUGAAUUCAACUGCGAUAGCAAAAAAGACUUUGUACAAAAGCCUCACCACGAAUGCUGGGUGACCUGCAAACGGGGACGCAGUUUUAAGAAACCUCUAUACAACGGAGCAGGAUGCGACCAAAUGAACCUUGUGUAAAGAAAUAUAUAUAUUUUAUCAACAUAAAGUUUAAUAUCAAAACAUAUUAAAUUAGGAAAUAAAUAAAAUUAAAUGGCUGAACAAUAAU